Molecule: messenger RNA, 2071 nt
Organism: Neltuma alba
Lineage: Eukaryota; Viridiplantae; Streptophyta; Magnoliopsida; Fabales; Fabaceae
Product: putative pentatricopeptide repeat-containing protein At3g05240
Exons: 1
Coding region: 1-1989 (662 amino acids)
Biological process (GO): RNA modification
Molecular function (GO): RNA binding; protein binding
Source: RefSeq, a predicted model, not a curated record
AUGCAGAAGGCUAAAGUCUUGUGCUUCACCAGAGUCAUAACAUCCAAAUUCGCGAAUUAUAGACCCAAGGCCUCAAACAAUUGUUUGCUGUCUAGUGGUAAAACUAGCAGUGACUAUAUUUAUAUGAAGAACCGCGAAAUCGAUAAUCUGAUCGGAUCGAAGAAUCUGCACGAAGCAAUUGCAGUGUUCAAUAGCAUGCCACUACGUGACGUUGUUACCUACAACUUGCUAAUUUCUGGUCAUAGCAGAUAUGGGUUAUCGAGCCAGGCUCUUCAUCUCUACGCUGAAAUGGGUUUAAUCGGAAUGAGAGAGAGUGCUUCGACGUUCUCCUCUGUGAUAGGAGUCUGUAGCGAAGCUGAGUUUUAUACAGAAGGCAUUCAGGUGCAUUGUAGAGUGGUUAAACUUGGAUUCGAUUUGAAUGUGUUCGUUGUUGGGGCCAUUAUUGAUUUUUACAUGAGUAUGGGACUAAGUAGGGUCGCAAUGAAAGUGUUUGAUGAGUUGCCUCAACGAAAUUUGGCGAUAUGGAAUAUAGUGUUACGUGGGUUAUCAGAGCUGGGUCGAAUGGAAGAAGAAGAAUUGCUUGGAUUUCAAAUCCAGAUGGAAUCGGAAGGUGUCGAGCCAAAUGGGCUUACCUUUUGUUAUCUACUUAGGGGUUGCAGUAAUUUGAGAUUGUUCCAUGAAGGGAAGAAGAUUCAAAGCCGUAUUCUGAAACUUGGGUUAGGGGAAUCGAACAUUUAUGUUGCUAAUGCUUUGGUGGAUUUUUACUCUGCUUGUGGGUGUUUAGUUGAGGCGAGGAAAUCGUUUGAAGCUAUUCCAAUUGACGAUGUUAUUUCAUGGAACUCACUGGUUUCUGUUUAUAUAGACAACCAUUUGUUGUUUGAUGCUCUGGAAUUAUUUACAACCAUGCAACUAUGGGGUCAGAGACCAUCCAUCCGUUCAUUAGUGGGGUUUCUGAAUUUCUCAAGUAGGAUGAAAAAUAUUAAUCUGGGGAAACAGAUUCAUUGUUAUGUUCUGAAACUGGGUUUUGAUACCCAAAGCGUUCAUGUUCAAUCUUCCUUGAUUGAUAUGUACGGAAAAUGCAGCGACAUUGAUAGUUCGAUUGCCAUAUUUGAGUGCCUUCCUGAGAAAACUUUACAAUGUUGCAAUUCAUUAAUGACAUCUUUGUCUCAAUUUAAUGCCACAGAAGAUGCGGUGCAGUUGUUUGGUUUGAUGAUGGACGAUUGUAUUAAACCAGAUGAAAUAACUUUCUCCACUACUUUAAAAGCAUUAUCUGUAUCUGCUUCACCAAACUUCACUAGCUGUCAGUUGCUGCAUUGUUUGGCUGUAAAAUCUGGAUUUGAAGAAGAUAUUGCCGUUGCCUGCUCUCUAAUCGAUGCAUAUUCAAGAUUGGGGCAUGUGGAACUUUCUCGUCGUAUUUUUGAAACUCUUAAUUCUCCAAAUGCCAUUUGCUUCACUUCAAUGAUAAAUGGGUUUGCACGAAAUGGGAUGGGGCGAGAAGGCCUUGAAUUGCUUCAAGCUAUGGUUGAGAAAGGCCUAAAACCAGAUAAAGUUACCUUCUUGUGUGUAUUAGCAGGUUGUAGCCAUUCGGGACUUGUUGAUGAAGGAAGAUUAGUGUUCAAUUCUAUGAAAUCACUUCAUGGGGUGCACCCAGAUCGCCAGCAUUUUUCAUGUAUGGUGGAUCUGUUAUGCCGCGCAGGAUUGCUAUAUGAAGCUGAAGAGCUGCUGCAAAAGGCACCUGGAGAAGGCGACUUUGCUAUGUGCUGUUCAUUACUAAGAAGUUGCAGGGUCCACAAGAAUGAAGUGGUUGGAAGAAGAGUAGCAAAAAUGAUAAUGGAGCUUGGUCCAGAUGAUCCAGCGGUUUGGUUGCAAGCUUCACAAUUCUUUUCUGAGAUUGGGGAUUUUGAUGCAUCUAUGCAAAUCAGAGAGGUGGCUCUAGCCAGGAAGAUGAUAUGGGAGAUUGGUCGUAGUUUGAUUGAGAUAAAGCACUGAUGUUAAGGUAUUCUUUACUUUGUGGAGUCUUCAAAUCUUGCAUUCUAAUGGGAAAAGAGGUUUCCUUUGAAGUGGGGUUUUG